Molecule: messenger RNA, 1551 nt
Organism: Talaromyces atroroseus
Lineage: Eukaryota; Fungi; Ascomycota; Eurotiomycetes; Eurotiales; Trichocomaceae
Exons: 3
Coding region: 1-1551 (516 amino acids)
Biological process (GO): transmembrane transport
Molecular function (GO): transmembrane transporter activity
Source: RefSeq, a predicted model, not a curated record
AUGGCCGACGCUACUGACGUGACAAAAACCGCCAUAGUCAACGACGCAGACCGAUUGCCCCGUGAGUCAAUCGACUUGCACCGCGAGCUCAUUGAUACCUCGGCGGUCGACGAUGUGCUGACCAAGAAGAUGGCGCUGGUCAAUGCCGCAAUCGACGAGAUCGGAAUGACGGCGUUGCAGUGGAAGCUCUUCUUCCUGAACGGCUACGGCUAUGCUGUCGAUUCGCUCCUCGUCUCCUGCCAGUCUAUCGCUCAGACAGCUGUAACCCAGCAAUGGGGCAGCCCGACUGCCAAAAUCCAAGGUGUAGCGCUCGCUUCGCAGGUCGGCCUGCUUGUGGGCGCUGCCGUUUGGGGCUUCUCUGCAGACAUCAUCGGGCGGAAGCUCGCCUUCAACACCAGCCUGUUCGUCUGUGCUGCGUUUGUGCUGAUUGCCGGCGGAAUGCCGAAUUACAUCUCCUUCUCUGCCAUGGUCGCCAUCUACUCGGCGGGCGCUGGAGGAAACUACAUCCUUGACGCGACCAAUUUUCUCGAGUUCCUGCCCAUGUCGCACGCCUGGCUCGUCACGUUCCUGGCCGUGUGGUGGGCGGUCGGAUACACCAUCACCGGCCUCCUGGCCUGGUGGUUCAUGAGCGACUACAGCUGCGCGCCGGACGCCUCUGCUGCCGAGUGCACCAACGCAGACAACAUGGGCUGGCGGUAUCUGCACAUCACCUGCGGCGCGCUGGUGCUUGUCCUGAGUGUCCUGCGCCUCGUCCUCAUCCGCAUGGUCCAGACACCCAAGUGGCUUGUGAGCCAGAACCGGGACGAGGAGCUCUAUCAGGUCCUGCUGGACCUGUCAGUCCGGUACCAGCGCCCGCUCUCGCUGAGCCUGGAGAAGCUGCAGUCGCAGGGACGCGUGCUCCACACGGAGAAAUCGGUGUGGUCUGGCCUGCGGCUGAAGAAGCAUUUCUCCGGGCUGUUCAGCACGCGCAAGCUGGCAUACUCGACGGCCAUGAUCAUCGUCAACUGGCUGCUCAUCGGCACCGUGUCGCCGCUGUACGGGGUGUUUCUGCCGUACUAUCUCGAGUCGCGCGGCGCAGACACCGGCGACGACUCCAACUACACGACGUGGCGCGACUAUGCCAUCAACCAGAUUGCCGGGCUACUGGGGCCGAUUCUCGCGGGCGUCCUGGUCGAGACGCGGUAUUUUGGGCGACGAGGCACGCUGGCCGUCGGCGCGGCCAUGACCACGGCGCUGCAGCUGGGAUACACGCAGAUCAAGACGCCGGCGCAGAACCUGGGCGUGUCGGCGGCCAUCACGGCGGCGUCCAACGUCUACUACGGCACGAUCUACGCCUACACGCCGGAGAUCCUGCCGAGCGCACACCGCGCGACGGGCUAUGGCCUCUGCGUGGUGGUGAACCGCGUUGGCGGCAUCAUCGGCGUGCUGGUGGGCAGCUACACCAACGUGACCACGACCACGCCGCUGUGGGUGUGCGCAGGCCUGUAUGGCGCGCUGAUUUUCACGAGCCUGCUGCUGCCGUUUGAGAGCAUGGGCAAGAGGACUGUCUGA